Messenger RNA from Chondrus crispus (carragheen), 3765 nucleotides. RefSeq names its product Putative splicing factor 3b, subunit 1, SF3b1. The transcript has a single exon. The record is from RefSeq and is a predicted model, not a curated record. Bases 1 to 3765 code for a protein of 1254 amino acids. Gene Ontology annotation, biological process: spliceosomal complex assembly. Lineage: Eukaryota; Rhodophyta; Florideophyceae; Gigartinales; Gigartinaceae. Gene Ontology annotation, cellular component: U2 snRNP; U2-type prespliceosome; catalytic step 2 spliceosome. Gene Ontology annotation, molecular function: mRNA binding.
AUGUCAAAACAGCCCGCAAGGUCGGAUGCCGUGGCUUCCGAGCGCGUGGCCUUCGGCACUGGCGCGUCUGGCUACGAUGCAGACUUAUACGAUGACCUUGGACCGAAAUCGCAACGCCAAGGAUACGUCACAUCCAUUGAUCCCGUCACCAACUCGGCAGACGACCAGGAUGCUCUGCAAGUUGCGCAACAACAUGCAAUUGACCCAAGAAGCUUCCCCAUCACCGCUCCGCGCCAUCUUAUCGACGAAGCCGAAGCUGCCGCGGCAGUCUUGCAUACGGACGAUCCUUUCAAGCCAUAUGUACCGAAAACCAUCGCGGAACAGGAAAAUUCAUAUUUAGCUGGCAGAAGAAAAAGGCUACAGACCGCGGAGAAAGGUGAGGCCGCGGAAAGGAUGAAGCAGCGCAUAUGCGAGCGUGAAGAGGCUCAGCGUAUACAAUCAGGCGCGUCCGCCGACGAUAAGGGCAACACCGCUAACCCGUCACAGUCUACCCAUGUGAGCAGUGCUUUGAAUUCCAGUUCAGCGACGGAAUUACCGAAACCGCGACAGAAGCGCCGCCGCCGCUGGGAUGUGACUCCCGAGAUUGUUGCAGAGGAGGUCCAAGGACAGGCCCCGUUCGUAGCACCUGAGUCCAUGAUGGAUCUGGCUGUGCCUGUCGAAGACUCGCUGCCCCCGUCAGCUGAAAGACCACCGACAGUGCCGGCUGUGCCCGUGAGGACAUCUCGAUGGGAUGCACCCGCUUCUGCGACCCAACCGCUGUCGAGGUCGCGAUGGGACGCCACGCCAGCCUCCAUGUCUACUACCCAGGGCCCCGCGAAGAGGUCGCGAUGGGAUAGGACACCAAAUGUGCAGUCUGCAUCGAUAUUCCAAACUCCGAUGACAAAAACCGGGUCCGCUAUAUUGGAUACACCCAUGCUGGGAAAUGGAUCGCUUGCGCCAGAGCUGCUUCAUGCUUCAAGAUGGCAAGCAGAUAUUGACAUACGAAACAAACCGUUCACAGAUGAGGAGCUUGACAGAAUGUUACCUUCAGACGGAUACACAAUCCUUGAGGCUCCUGAGUCAUACAAGCCGAUACAGACGCCUGCUCGCAAGCUGCUUGCAACCCCGGUGAUGUCCGAACCCUCCGUCUACGUCAUGCCUGCUGAAGGAGGGAUGUCGCGGGAGGGACUUGGUAUUCCAGCAGAAAUGCCAGAGGCAUUACGGGGGUUGGAUAUGAAGCCAGAAGACUACACAAACUUUGCAAGCAUCCUCGAUAAGAAUGCAGGAGACGAUGACAUCCCCGAAGAGCAAAGGGUGGAAAGACGAAUCAUGCGACUUCUCUUGAAGAUUAAGAACGGGGCGCCAUCUGUGAGAAAAGUGGCAAUGCGUCAGAUAUCUGAGAAAGCCCGAGACUUCGGACCUGCACGUCUUUUUAAUCAAAUCUUGCCUCUCCUUAUGUCGCCUACCCUCGAACAUCAGGAACGGCAUCUUUACGUGAAAGUCAUUGAUAGAAUUCUUUACAAGCUGGAUAAUCUCGUAAGGCCGCAUGUGCAUAAGAUUCUUGUUGUUAUUGAGCCGAUGUUAAUUGACGACGAUUACUACGCUCGAGUCGAAGGACGCGAAAUCAUAUCGAAUCUAGCCAAGGCGGCAGGGCUGCCAACGAUGAUUAGCACAAUGCGACCAGAUAUUGACCACCAAGACGAAUUUGUACGGAAUACGACUGCGAGGGCAUUUGCGGUGGUUACUUCUGCCCUUGGGAUUCCGUCGAUGCUCAAGUUUCUAAAGGCAGUCUGCCGAAGCAAAAAAACGUGGGAAGCGAGGCACACAGGCACGAAAGUAGUCCAGCAGAUUGCGAUUUUAAUGGGGGUCGCCGUUCUUCCGCAUUUGCGAGAGCUGGUCGAAAUCAUUGAGAUAGGUUUGACUGACGAACAGGGAAAAGUGCGUCUAAUUACAGCCUUUGCUCUGGCAGCUUUGGCAGAGGCUUCCGCACCCUAUGGGAUUGAAUCUUUUGAUUCUGUAUUGAAGCCUCUGUGGCAAGGAAUUCGAUUGCAUAAGGGCAAAACGCUGGGGGCUUUCUUGAAAGCGAUCGGGUUCAUCAUCCCAUUAAUGGAUCCCGAAUACGCCAAUUACUAUGCGAGGGAGGUGACAACGAUUCUAAUACGAGAGUUCCGCUCUCCAGAGGAAGAAAUGAAGGUGAUAGUUCUGAAAGUUGUGAUGCAGUGUGUGUCUUGUUCCGGUGUUGAGCCAAAAUAUGUCCGUGAAGAGAUCGUUCCAGAAUAUUUUCGAUGCUUCUGGAUUCGACGGAUGGCCUUAGAUCGGCGUAACUUUCGGGCGGUUGUCGACACAACAUUGCAGAUAGCCAUCAAGAUUGGGGGGGGCGAUGUUAUCGCGCGAUUAACGGACGAUUUGAAGGAUGAAUCUGACCCGUACCGACGAAUGGUAGUCGAAACAAUUGAGAAAGUGACGGAGAAACUCGGUCUUUCUGACGUUGACAAGGGACUCGAAUCUCGCUUAAUAGAUGGACUUCUAUACGCGUUUCAGGCACAAGGCCAUAGCAAUGAGAGCGGUGGUGUCUUGCGCGCUUUGUCCAUAGUUGUGGAAAGAUUGGGGAUACGUGCUAAAUCGUACUUGGAACAAAUCAUUGGUAUUGUUAAGUGGCGAUUGAACAACCCGAGCACAAGGAUUCGGGAACAUGCUGCAGACCUGAUAUCUAGAAUUGCGGCGGUCAUGAAAGCUUGCGACGAGGAACCACUGAUGGCCCACAUGGGGACGGUGUUAUUUGAAUAUCUUGGCGAAGAAUUUCCGGAUGUCUUAGGAUCCAUUCUGAGGGCAAUGAAAGCUAUCGUGGAGGAGAUCGGCAUUGAUCAGAUGCAACCACCGGUAAAUGAGCUACUGCCUCGUCUCACGCCCAUCUUGAAAAAUAGACACGAAAAGGUGCAGGAGAACUGCAUCCUUGUGGUUGGAAGGAUCGCUAGCAAAGGAGCACAUUUUGUUUCUGCCAAAGAGUGGAUGCGCAUAUGCUUUGAAUUGCUUGAACUGCUCAAAGCACCGCGCAAAGCAAUUCGCAAGUCAGCGGUUUCCACGUUCGGAUUCAUUGCGAAAGCGAUUGGCCCCAGUAAUGUGUUGACGACCUUGCUCAAUAAUCUUAAGGUUCAGGAAAGAACGCAACGCGUCUGCACAACGGUCGCGAUUGCAAUAGUUGCCGAGACAUGUGAGCCCUAUACGGUGUUACCGUCACUGAUGAAUGAGUAUAGAAUUCCCGAACUACACGUUCAAAAUGGCAUACUGAAGUCGCUCUCAUUUCUCUUUGAGUAUAUUCGCCACAUGGCCGGGGACUACAUUUACGCCGUGACGCCAAUCCUUGAGGAUGCAUUAAUUGACCGAGAUCUUGUUCAUCGACAAACAGCGUGUUCAGCCGUGGGCCAUCUGGCAUUGGGUGUGCGAGGUCUUGGAGCAGAGGAUGCUUUGACCCAUCUAUUGAAUCAUGUUUGGCCGAAUAUCUUCGAGACAAGUCCCCAUGUAAUCAACGCUGUGAUGUUCGCCAUACAGGGUCUUACGGCUGCCCUGGGUCCAGGGCUUAUGCUCCUCUACGUCCUGCAAGGGCUAUUUCAUCCUGCCCGGAAAGUACGGGAAGUAUACUGGCGAAUAUAUAAUAGGCUUUACAUUUACGCACAAGAGGGUCUUGUCCCGUUCUAUCCAAGCAUGCGAUGUGCCUUGCUCGAGGAAGACGACGACGAAUACGGGCCAGAACGAUACGAACGCUCAGAGCUUUUGAAUAUCAUUUAA